AUGGAUCAUUCGAGUUCUUUUAAUCAAGGCGGAGCGGCCACAACAAUCGGCGCCGUGCAUACGGAUGUGAUAGAGAGUCACGUAUUAACGAAAUUCGAUGGCGCAUCGCUGGCCUGCGCAGCGUCGGCUUCUCACAUGUUACGCAAUCUUUGCAACAAAGAAAAUUUGUGGAGAGAUAUUUGUGACUUGACGUGGGAUUCUAUCAAACACCCUCUUGUUCGAAAGACGAUCUCCACGUUCCCCGGUGGCUACCGCUCUUUUUUCUCCGAUGCAUUUCCUGUAAUCCGACCUGACCAAACCAAACGUACUCAGGGUACCCCGUUUUCUGAAGGCGACAUGCCGGAACUAAUUUCAGCCGUUGAUAUACACUACGGGGAUGAACUAAUUUUUUCUAAAGUAGUGGUUACGAACACGGGUGACAAGAGCUUUCGGCAUUUCUCGUUUUGGGUGGACAUGCUUGAGAACAAAGAAACCGUGAAGAUUCCGUUAAAAUUCGAGAGUGAUGAAGAUAAGUGCAUAUUGCUAGAGCUUCAAGAAAACCUAAAAUUGAGUUGGAUUGUUAUUGAUCCGACUCGAAAACGCGCGGUAAACGUGUCGAGUUUCGGGCCGGUGUCUGUCCAACCAUAUUGGAAUGGAUAUGACAUACAAGUAAUUUUUGCGACAAUUCUUUCGGGAGAUAAUUCGUCGGAGCUUGUCGAAUGUAGAAUUGUGGCGACAUUCGGUUGUAAAGAAGGAAAAUAUGUUAAAUUCAGGGAGCUCAAUAUGUACAUGGAGGACAUGCAUAUGAGGCGUUUGAGUGGAGAAAAGUCUCUCAAAAUUUUGGAGGAAGCCAUGGAGAGAGGUGAAAGAAAGAAAGCAAAUGGAGGAGAAAUGAAAGAGACGUAUGAAAAAUAUUUGGAAUUAAAAAGAAAGAAAAUUGAAGGAAAAAAGAGGACCGAAAGGACGCUGAACAUGGUGUAUAGACUUUCAUGGGUUGCUUAUUUCUUUGCUUUUGUCUUCUUAAUCGUCAGCCUAAAUGUUUUUCCCAAUUAG
Daucus carota subsp. sativus is the source of this 1032-nucleotide messenger RNA. RefSeq names its product probable F-box protein At2g36090. The record is from RefSeq and is a predicted model, not a curated record. The coding region runs from base 1 to 1032 and encodes 343 amino acids. NCBI's taxonomy places the organism in Eukaryota, Viridiplantae, Streptophyta, Magnoliopsida, Apiales, Apiaceae. Gene Ontology annotation, molecular function: protein binding. The transcript has a single exon.